Molecule: messenger RNA, 866 nt
Organism: Suillus subaureus
Lineage: Eukaryota; Fungi; Basidiomycota; Agaricomycetes; Boletales; Suillaceae
Exons: 2
Coding region: 286-705 (139 amino acids)
Biological process (GO): vacuolar proton-transporting V-type ATPase complex assembly
Source: RefSeq, a predicted model, not a curated record
UCGAAAUUGAAAAUGCUUGCGUCAGAUACAAAUGCUGUCGAUGACCCUGAGCUAUCGGAAUCGGAAGAUGUCGAUGAGAUGUCAAGGACACUGCCAUCAUCAUCCGAGCUAUCAGAGUCAUCGAUGAACUCUGCGCUUUUGAAUGUCUUCGGGUUACGACCCAUGUUGCCACAGUAGACUCGGAAGCUAAGAUAUCACAGUACUACAAUUCGUCAAAAUAUCGCUAAGUCCUUUUUCGGUCUAUGUUAUCUUUUGUUUUACAUCGAGGCGCCAGUACCAUUACAUAUGCAAACGGCUGUAAAUCUUUGCUCCCGACUUCCAAACAGAUUUUGGACUGACUGCAUCUUCUGCUACUCGAAGAAUAUGACAUCAAACUCAGAAGAGCCCUCGUUCGUUUCUUUCAUUCUGAAGCCAGGUUCAUCUCUCCACCCGACAUUUCUUUUCGCUGUCGAUGCUGCCUUUGCACUACUGUUCUUCGUCUUCCUUUGGUCAGCGUACCUAACGAAAGGCAAUCCACACUUCUUCGUUUUGAUGGGUAUCCAACUCGCUCUGUGGGCGAGCGUAAAGUGGUACGUUGUGUUGGGCAUACAAAUGUUGAACAGUAAACUGAGGUCAAUGCAUAGGUUUGUGCAAGAGCUUAAGAAAAUUCCUCCUGCGAAUGAGACGACCAAUAUGGAGACGAAUACAGACAAAAAAGAACAAUGAUUUAUGGUAUACAUAACGCAGAGCAAAUUUUAGAACUCUUCACCGACGUGCCUUGUCAUUUCCUUCAUGCCAUCGUUUCAUUCGUUUUGCGCUUUCUUGAGCCAGCGCAAACACUAAAGUACAGACUGCCCUUCUCUGAAUGACUGUGCGGUAUCGGUAGA